AUGUCUGCCCAGAGGUUGACUUCUAACAGAACGUCCCUGCAGUCGGCUUCUAAUUCUGACUACACCUGGGAGUAUGAGUACUACGAGAUUGGACCAGUUUCCUUUGAAGGACUGAAGGCUCAUAAAUAUUCCAUUGUGAUCGGAUUCUGGGUUGGUCUCGCUGUUUUUGUGAUUUUCAUGUUUUUUGUGCUGACUUUGCUGACGAAGACAGGUGCCCCACAUCAAGACAAUGCAGAGUCGUCAGAGAAGAGGUUCAGAAUGAACAGCUUCGUGUCAGACUUUGGAAAGCCACCGGAGUCAGAUAAGGUGUUCUCUCGUCAGGGCAAUGAGGAGUCCAGGUCUCUCUUCCACUGUUAUAUCAAUGAAGUGGAACACUUGGACAGGGUGAAAGUCUGCCACCAGACUACAGCCAUCGACAGUGAUGUUCAUCUCCAGGAAGCCAUCCGGAGCAGUGGGAGGGCUGAGGAGCAGCUGAGCAGGUUUAUGAAGUUCGACAUCCCCAACUUCGUAAACACGGACCAGAACUCCUCUUUUGGGGAGGAUGACCUUCUGAUUUCAGAACCACCUGUUCUUCUAGAAAAUAAGCCGGUUUCCCAGACCUCACGUAUAGACCUGGGCUGA
This is a messenger RNA of Arvicola amphibius (Eurasian water vole), 621 nucleotides long. RefSeq names its product melanocortin 2 receptor accessory protein 2 (gene Mrap2). The coding region runs from base 1 to 621 and encodes 206 amino acids. The transcript has 3 exons. NCBI's taxonomy places the organism in Eukaryota, Metazoa, Chordata, Mammalia, Rodentia, Cricetidae. The record is from RefSeq and is a predicted model, not a curated record. Gene Ontology annotation, molecular function: type 5 melanocortin receptor binding; type 1 melanocortin receptor binding; signaling receptor regulator activity. Gene Ontology annotation, biological process: regulation of adenylate cyclase-activating G protein-coupled receptor signaling pathway; protein localization to plasma membrane. Gene Ontology annotation, cellular component: endoplasmic reticulum; plasma membrane.